CGUGUGGCUCAUUAAAGGGGUUAUGGCUCCGAGCUCCAGAUAGCAACAUAACACAGUUUAUUCGUCGAAAAUGACGCCGACGGUCAAGAAGUCCUCCCAGGAAACUGGACACAUAAAUAACGGGUUCGAGGAAAAAUAUGAGGGUCAUCAAAGCGGUACGGAAGCCGAGGACGAACCUCUUCUCCGGGAGAACCCCAGACGGUUUGUCAUCUUUCCCAUCCAGCAUCCGGAUAUCUGGAAGAUGUACAAGCAAGCUCAGGCGUCUUUCUGGACGGUGGAGGAGGUUGAUCUCUCCAAAGACUUGGCGCACUGGGACUGCUUGAAGCCUGAAGAAAAACAUUUUAUCUCGCAUGUUUUAGCUUUUUUUGCCGCCAGUGAUGGGAUUGUCAACGAGAACUUGGUGCAGAGGUUCAGCCAGGAAGUGCAGCUGCCUGAAGCGCGCUCCUUCUACAGCUUCCAGAUCCUCAUAGAGACUGUUCACUCAGAGAUGUACAGCAUGCUCAUCAACACUUACAUCAGGGAUCUGAAAGAGAGGGACCGUUUGUUUAACGCUGUUCAGACCAUGCCAUGCGUGCAAAGAAAAGCGGAUUGGGCCCUCCAAUGGAUAAAUGACAACAAAUCCACCUUUGGGGAGCGUCUUGUGGCUUUUGCAGCAGUGGAGGGGAUUUUCUUCUCAGGCUCAUUCGCUGCUAUUUACUGGCUGAAGAAAAGGGGCCUCAUGCCAGGCCUAACCUACUCCAAUGAACUCAUCAGCAGGGAUGAGGGUCUGCAUUGUAACUUUGCCUGCCUGCUGUACAGCUACCUGCUGAAAAAACCUUCAGAGGACAGAGUCAAAGAUAUUAUCAGCAAAGCUGUGAGCAUUGAGCAGGAGUUUUUGACAGAGGCCUUACCAGUCGAUCUGAUUGGAAUAAAUUGCUGCCUCAUGAAGCAGUAUAUCGAGUUUGUAGCCGACCGGCUGCUCAUUGAUCUUGGAUUGACCAAGGUUUACAACGUGGAAAAUCCUUUUGACUUCAUGGAGUCCAUUUCUCUUGAGGGAAAAACAAACUUCUUUGAGAAAAGAGUAGCAGAGUACCAGAGAUUCGGAGUGAUGUCGAGCAUGACGGACUGUGAAUUCACUCUGGAUGCAGACUUCUGAAAGCAACAGUGUACUGUCAUUACCAUCCUGAUUUACACAAAGCAGCCACAACCUGAAGUACAUUUUAAGUUUUCUUUAUCCAAACAAAAAAAAAACAACUUCUUAAUAGAUGUUAAAUUGGAAAAAAUACAACCUCAGAUAAACAACAUAUGACAUAAUAAUAUGCAAUAUGACAUAUUGGUUGUGUAUUAAAAGUGAAGCCUUUUCUUGUUGUUUAUCUGGGAUCUGAUGUAUAAUUUUUUUAACACUUACGAAGGCGAAGAUGGUUUACAUUUUAUGGUGAGAUGUAUAACCUUAGAAAUUAAAGAAGCCGUACUUUUUUUUUGUGACUAUUUGUUAUAUUUGAUCUAUUUAUAUAUUUUUUGGAAGUGCAAAUUAGGUAAAAUUUUGUCAUGUUUCCUUUAAUUACAUUAAAUCAGUUUUCAUUAUGUCGGAAAGUUA
Molecule: messenger RNA, 1576 nt
Organism: Poeciliopsis prolifica (blackstripe livebearer)
Lineage: Eukaryota; Metazoa; Chordata; Actinopteri; Cyprinodontiformes; Poeciliidae
Gene: rrm2b
Product: ribonucleotide reductase M2 b
Exons: 9
Coding region: 71-1135 (354 amino acids)
Biological process (GO): deoxyribonucleotide biosynthetic process
Cellular component (GO): cytosol
Molecular function (GO): ribonucleoside-diphosphate reductase activity, thioredoxin disulfide as acceptor
Source: RefSeq, a predicted model, not a curated record